UUCAAAAGAACAAACACGCUCUCAGAACAAAGGAAGACGGGCUUUGACUGCAGAGGAAGCAGGAAGCACAGGCCCUGCUCUGAGCCCAGCUGCCGGGGCUCAGGGACUGCAGCAUGGAGUCCGUGGCCCUGUACAGCUUCCAGGCCACGGAGAGCGAUGAGCUGGCCUUCAACAAGGGGGACACACUCAAGAUCUUGAACAUGGAAGAUGAUCAGAACUGGUACAAGGCUGAGCUCCAGGGUGCCGAGGGGUUUAUCCCCAAGAACUACAUCCGCGUCAAGCCCCACCCGUGGUACUCAGGCAGGAUUUCCCGGCAGCUGGCAGAAGAGAUUCUGAUGAAGCGGAACCACCUGGGAGCCUUCCUGAUCCGGGAGAGUGAGAGCUCCCCAGGGGAGUUCUCUGUGUCCGUGAAACGCCCCGGGCCUGUUUUGCCCAGGCCCAGUUUGACUUCUCAGCCCAGGACCCAUCGCAGCUCAGCUUCCACCGUGGCGACAUCAUUGAGGUCCUGGAGCGCCUGGACCCUCACUGGUGGCGGGGCCGCUUCUGUGGGCGUGUUGGCCUCUUCCCUCGGAGCUACGUCCAGCCAGUGCACCUGUGACCGGAGUGGGGUCCUUGGGGCAGAGCCUGCAGACCAGCCAUCCACCCAACAGGUCCGGAGAAAAGAACAGGGGCACCCCCUUCGUGGGUCCCACAAGGCUCAGUGGAGGGCGUUGGACUGGAAUGUGGGCCUCCCAACUGCCAGGCCCAGACUCCUGCCACUUCACACAAACUGGGAGAGGCCCCCAGCACCCCCCAACAGCAGUGUUCGGUGCCCCCCAGGCAAGGGAGUUCCCCAGGCUUCCCUUGAUCUCCUCCCAUUGGCCACCAGCUGUGUGAUGUCAGAGGUGGGGCAGAGGCUCCGCCCACUCCAAUCUCAGGGUGAUUCAAGACUCCUAGGUUCCUGCAGUUGGAGGCUCAACCCAGGGGUCGGUGGGCUUGGUGGGCGGGUUCACCACCUGCAGGCCUACCUGCCUGCCCUCUAAGAGGCCCCUCAAGGGGUUCUGGCUGUUGAGGAGGUGGCCUAGCCGUGAGGGACAGGCAAGGGGCUGUGCGCCUAUUGACCUGGACUCACCGGACAGACUCCAGCUGGGGAGACUUCUGGCAGCCCCAAGGUGACUGCAGGCUCUCCCUGGGCGUCUGACACCCCCACCCCCGACAGACGCUUCGGGUAGGGGCCAGAGGCCCUGAGGAAGGGGCACACAGUGGUGAAGGACAUGCAGGCAGGUGCUCCCUUCCAGUUACCUGCCCCCACCACCACUGAUGGGGAGCUCUGAGGGGCAGGCCCCAAGGCCACCUGGAGGGUCAGGCCACACCUGCUCUUGUUUGUUCAAGUUCUGCCUGGACCAGGGACCCGGUGAGCUUGGAGAAUAGGCCAGGUAGGAAGUUGGGACCAGAACUGGACUUUGAGGUCCAGCAUGGGCUCCAGCUUGCAGAAAGGCAGGGUGUCCACAUGGAGUGUGCAAGCUGCAAGGGGUACUGGGCUGCACCUGCCCAGGGCCUGGGCACUUUGGGAACAGGAAAAUCAAUGGGGACUUGGAAAAGGCCUUCAGUGCCAGGCUGAUGGUGGAGGGAGGAGGGAGAGGGAGCUCUUGUGGCAGCUGGGAGCAGGUAGGACAAGGUUGGGGGACAGGGCUGCAGGUCCCUGUCAUGGGCACUGGGCUCUCCCUCCACCCAGGGCUGGCCUGUGGCCCUUCAAGCCAAGCUGCUCUUGACUGGGCCGGUGUAGUCAAAAUAAAAACAGUAAAACUAGUAUAAGGA
This is a messenger RNA of Manis pentadactyla (Chinese pangolin), 1797 nucleotides long. It is a transcript of the gene GRAP, whose product is annotated as GRB2 related adaptor protein. The coding region runs from base 114 to 1022 and encodes 302 amino acids. The transcript is spliced from 4 exons. Lineage: Eukaryota; Metazoa; Chordata; Mammalia; Pholidota; Manidae. The record is from RefSeq and is a predicted model, not a curated record. Gene Ontology annotation, molecular function: protein binding.